AUGAUAUCAUAUCUGGAUGCAGGCAUAUACUGUGACAGUUCGUUCACCUCCAAUCCGUCUGCGCGUGACUUUUAUUCAGCAUGGGAUGGUAUCAAGACCUUGCUUAAGAGGGAGCUUGUUGAAUGCAUUGGUAGGGCACCUAAAAUGUACUUUUUAACGGAAUCCGGAAAAAAAAUGGCCCAGUUGAUUAUAGAGCAAGAAGGCAUUGAGUCGGCGCCAACAGAUGAAGUAGACUUCUCUUUUGAUAAUGGAAUACGCAUCAGCUCCGACUCGCCAUGUAUGGGCUCUGAGGGAUUGUUUGUCUCUGACUCAAUAGUGGAAAAAGGUCAUGAUGCCGCUAAUAAAACCGUCAACGGCAUCAGCUACGAUAUUUGGGUACCCGGAGAUUUUGAUAUUGUUUUGCUUGUUGAUAAUCGAGAGAUUAGGUCACAGAAUGAACGAGACUUUUUCCAAAGGCGCAUAACAGAGAAGGACGUUGAGUGUGAUGUGCGGUCCUUGUCUGUGGGAGAUAUCUUGUGGGUGGCAAAACAUAAAACAACUGGAAAAGAGGUUGCCCUAAAUUAUGUCUGCGAGAGAAAGAGGUUAGAUGAUUUGGCUAUGUCGAUACGAGAUGGGAGAUUUCUCAGAACAGAAAAAUAG
Messenger RNA from Clavispora lusitaniae ATCC 42720, 639 nucleotides. The record is from RefSeq and is a predicted model, not a curated record. NCBI's taxonomy places the organism in Eukaryota, Fungi, Ascomycota, Pichiomycetes, Serinales, Metschnikowiaceae.